AUGGCGACUCGAUCGCUGAGACGAAAGGUGUUCAGAGCUCUGAGCUCUCUACAAUCGUCGUCUAAUUCAAUCGAAGCGACGCAAAAUUUGUCACUCUCUUUGUUGACAGAGGAAGAGUAUCACACGCUGGCUAAUUCCACCAUCCAUGAUCUGCUUGAGAAGCUCGAGGAAUAUGGUGACUGUGUGGAUAUUGAUGGAUUUGACGUUGACUACGGGGUGAAAUGGACUAACUUGCAUGGAUAUAAUGAGGUCCUGACUUUAAAGCUUGGGGAUUUGGGGACUUAUGUCAUAAACAAGCAAACGCCAAAUAGACAGAUUUGGAUGUCGUCUCCAGUGAAGUACAUGAACGGAACUUGA
Salvia splendens (bonfire salvia) is the source of this 357-nucleotide messenger RNA. RefSeq names its product frataxin, mitochondrial. The transcript is spliced from 5 exons. Bases 1 to 357 code for a protein of 118 amino acids. Gene Ontology annotation, molecular function: ferroxidase activity; ferric iron binding; iron chaperone activity. Gene Ontology annotation, cellular component: mitochondrion. Lineage: Eukaryota; Viridiplantae; Streptophyta; Magnoliopsida; Lamiales; Lamiaceae. Gene Ontology annotation, biological process: iron incorporation into metallo-sulfur cluster; intracellular iron ion homeostasis. The record is from RefSeq and is a predicted model, not a curated record.